Anguilla rostrata (American eel) is the source of this 6439-nucleotide messenger RNA. It is a transcript of the gene tnksb, whose product is annotated as tankyrase, TRF1-interacting ankyrin-related ADP-ribose polymerase b. Gene Ontology annotation, cellular component: ciliary inversin compartment. Lineage: Eukaryota; Metazoa; Chordata; Actinopteri; Anguilliformes; Anguillidae. Gene Ontology annotation, biological process: protein localization to ciliary inversin compartment. The record is from RefSeq and is a predicted model, not a curated record. Gene Ontology annotation, molecular function: protein binding; NAD+ poly-ADP-ribosyltransferase activity.
CGCAAUGAACUCAAUGGUCCCUCGCCCAAGUUUUGAACCAUUGGAGAAUCUGAACCGGAAAUAGGAACUGUCCAUUUCCCGGAAGUCCAGGAGACCUGUUUUUGUUACUAGAGGGACUUAUGUUGUGAAAAUGGCGGCGUCUCGUCGCUCUUCGCAGCAGCAGCAAAGCCUGCCAUCCCCUCCUCGGAACACUUCUCUCUCUUCAACUCCUCCCGGUUCUCCGUCAGCGCCAGUGGGCGCAGCGAGUUUGGCUCCGGUGGGCGCCGAACAGGAUAAGAACGGCGAUUCGGACAUAACAUUGGCCUCCCCCGAUCUCCCUGCUCCGGCCCUGAGUAGCAGCAGCAGCACCAGCUCAAGUACAACAACCACCGGCGGGGGCGGCAGUGGAGGCUCGAGUCCCGAUUCAGGCAACACUAGUCCGGGGGGCGGCGGCUGCGGAACCAGUGGGGCUUUUCGGGAGCUGUUUGAGGCCUGUCGCAAUGGAGACGUAUCGCGGGUGAAAAGACUUGUGGACUCGGUAAAUGUAAACGCAAAGGACAUGGCUGGGCGCAAAUCUACUCCGCUACACUUCGCUGCAGGGUUCGGCAGGAAGGACGUGGUGGAGCACCUGCUGGAGACGGGCGCUAACGUGCACGCGCGGGACGACGGCGGGCUGAUCCCGCUGCACAACGCCUGCUCCUUCGGCCACGCCGAGGUGGUCAGCCUGCUGCUCUGCCAGGGCGCCGACCCCAACGCCCGCGACAACUGGAACUACACCCCGCUGCACGAGGCCGCCAUCAAGGGCAAGAUCGACGUCUGCAUCGUGCUGCUCCAGCACGGAGCCGACCCCACCAUCCGCAACACCGACGGCAAGUCCGCCCUGGACCUGGCCGACCCGUCCGCCAAGGCCGUGCUCACCGGUGAAUACAAGAAGGACGAUCUCCUCGAGGCUGCACGGAGCGGCAAUGAAGAGAAGCUCAUGGCUCUGCUCACUCCUUUAAACGUCAACUGUCACGCCAGCGACGGACGCAAGUCCACGCCCCUGCACCUGGCGGCCGGGUACAACCGCGUCCGAAUCGUCCAGCUGCUGCUGCAGCACGGAGCCGACGUCCACGCCAAGGACAAAGGCGGCCUGGUCCCUCUGCACAACGCCUGCUCCUACGGGCACUAUGAGGUCACUGAGCUGCUGCUCAAGCACGGCGCCUGCGUUAACGCCAUGGACCUGUGGCAGUUCACUCCGCUGCACGAGGCAGCGUCUAAGAACCGGGUGGAGGUGUGCUCGCUGCUCCUGAGCCACGGGGCCGACCCCACCCUCGCCAACUGCCACGGCAAGAGUGCGGUGGACAUGGCCCCCACCCCCGAGCUCAAAGAGCGGCUCACCUAUGAGUUCAAAGGUCACACUUUGCUCCAGGCGGCUCGGGAGGCGGACGUGGCGAAGGUGAAGAAGACCCUCGCUCUGGAGAUCAUCAACUUCAAGCACCCGCAGUCCCAUGAGACAGCGCUGCACUGCGCCGUCGCCUCUCCGCACCCCAAACGCAAGCAGGUCACCGAGCUGCUGCUGCGCAAGGGAGCCAACGCCAACGAGAAGAACAAAGACUUCAUGACCCUGCACGUGGUCGCGGAGAGAGCCCACAACGACGUCAUGGAAGCGCUGCAGAAGCACGGGGCCAAGGUGAACGCGCUGGACACGCUGGGGCAGACGGCGCUCCACAGGGCCGCUCUGGCGGGGCACCUGCAGACCUGCAGGCUGCUGCUGAGCCACGGGGCCGACCCCGCCAUCGUGUCCCUGCAGGGCUUCACCCCCGCACAGAUGGGCAACGAGGCCGUGCAGCAGAUCCUCAACGAAAACAUUCCGGUGCACAACUCCGACGUGGACUACCGGCUUCUGGAAGCAGCCAAAGCCGGAGACCUGGACACUGUGAAGCAGCUCUGCUCCCCUCAGAAUGUGAACUGCCGGGACCUGGAGGGCCGCCACUCCACCCCGCUGCACUUCGCCGCCGGCUACAACCGCGUGGCCGUGGUGGAGUACCUGCUGCACCACGGCGCCGACGUCCACGCCAAGGACAAGGGCGGCCUGGUCCCCCUGCACAACGCCUGCUCCUACGGGCACUACGAGGUGGCCGAGCUGCUGGUCCGGCACGGGGCGUCGGUCAACGUGGCCGACCUGUGGAAGUUCACCCCUCUGCACGAGGCCGCUGCCAAGGGCAAAUACGAGAUCUGCAAGCUGCUGCUGAAGCACGGGGCGGACCCCACCAAGAAGAACCGUGACGGGAACACGCCGCUGGACAUGGUGAAGGAGGGCGACACGGACAUCCAGGACCUGCUGCGGGGCGACGCCGCCCUGCUGGACGCGGCGAAGAAGGGCUGCCUGGCCCGCGUGCAGAAGCUCUGCUGCCCCGACAACAUCAACUGCAGGGACACGCAGGGGCGCAACUCUACCCCCCUGCACCUGGCAGCUGGCUACAACAAUCUGGAGGUGGCGGAGUACCUGCUGGAACACGGGGCAGAUGUGAAUGCGCAGGACAAGGGGGGGCUCAUCCCCCUCCACAACGCUGCUUCCUAUGGGCACGUGGACAUCGCGGCGCUGCUCAUAAAGUACAGCACGUGUGUGAACGCCACGGACAAGUGGGCCUUCACCCCGCUGCACGAGGCGGCGCAGAAGGGGCGCACCCAGCUGUGCGCCCUCCUGCUGGCGCACGGCGCCGACCCCACCAUGAAGAACCAGGAGGGCCAGACGCCGCUGGACCUGGCCACGGCUGAUGACAUCAGAGCGCUGCUGAUGGACGCCAUGCCCCCGGACGCCCUGCCCAGCUGCCUGAAGCCGCAGGCCACGGUGGUGAGCGCCGCGGGGGUCAGCGCCGCCGUCAUCUCGCCCGCCUCCACGCCGUCCUGCCUGUCCGCCGCCAGCAGCGUGGACAACCUGGCGGGGCCCCUGGCCGAGCUGGGCGGGGCCGGGCCCUCGGGGGCCGCCGACGGGGCCACGGGCUCCGACAGGAAGGAGGGAGAGAUCACGGUUCUCGACAUGAACAUCAGUCAGUUCCUGAAGAGCUUGGGCUUGGAGCACCUGCGGGACAUCUUCGAGCGGGAGCAGAUCACGCUGGACGUUUUGGCGGACAUGGGCCACGAGGAGCUGAAGGAGAUCGGCAUCAACGCCUACGGCCACCGGCACAAGCUCAUCAAGGGCAUCGAGAGACUGCUGGGCGGGCAGCAAGGUGCCAACCCCUACCUGACCUUCCACUGUGCCAGCCAGGGCACCCUGCUGAUCGACCUGGCGCCCGACGACAAGGAGUUCCAGUCCGUGGAGGAGGAGAUGCAGAGCACGAUUCGGGAGCACAGGGACGGAGGCAACGCCGGCGGCGUGUUCGUCAGGUACAACGUUCUAAAGAUCCAGAAGAUCGUAAACAAGAAGCUGAGAGAGCGGUACACCCACCGGCAGAAGGAGAUCUCCGACGAGAACCACAACCACCACAACGAGCGCAUGCUGUUCCACGGGUCUCCGUUCAUAAACGCCAUCAUACACAAGGGCUUCGACGAGCGCCACGCCUACAUCGGGGGCAUGUUCGGGGCCGGGAUCUACUUCGCCGAAAACUCGUCCAAGAGCAACCAGUACGUGUACGGCAUCGGGGGCGGGACCGGCUGCCCCACCCACAAGGACCGGUCCUGUUACAUCUGCCACAGGCAAAUGCUGUUCUGCCGGGUGACCCUGGGGAAGUCCUUCCUGCAGUUCAGUGCCAUGAAGAUGGCCCACGCUCCCCCGGGACACCACUCCGUCAUCGGGAGGCCCAGCGUCAACGGCCUGGCCUACGCAGAGUACGUCAUCUACAGAGGGGAGCAGGCGUUCCCGGAGUAUCUGAUCACGUACCAGAUCAUGAAGCCAGAGAGCACAGCCCAACCCACAGCUGGCGCGGAGCAGAAGUCCUAGUCCAGCACCCCCCUCCACCCCCCCGCGCAACUGCAGACUGCUGCCCAACACUACACACAUUCUGGCCCCCUCCCACCCCCCCUCCCUGUGUAACUGCAGACUGCUGCCCAACACAACACACAUUCUGGGUCCAAACGGCAGUUAGCCCCCCAACCCCAUCACCCUCUACUCAUACAUUCGUGUGAAGAGCUAGUUUUUUUAACUGGGGGGGAAAGAAACCUUUUUGGUUACAAGCUGCCUGUGUUGUUUUUCCCCUUCCCUGUCGGUGUUUAUGGAGGUUGCCUUCAUGUGAAAAUCCCGCUUUCUCCCCCCCGCGGUGUUCUGACCCCGCCCCUUGGCCUUGGCCUUUGGGUUCUCUUAAAGGCGUAGCUCACGGUGCGGCGGGAACCAGCGCUGGACCGCGGCGUGUGCUGUUGCUGCGUUUACAGGCUGUGGGAGAGCGGUCUGGUAACGGGUCGGUCCUGGUCCUGGGGGGCCGCGGGGGCCGCGGGGGUGGGGGUGUUCUGUUUUCACCCCGUAAGCUGGACCCAGGAGAAUUCGGUGGGUGAACCCGCUGCGCUGAAGUAGCGCCUUUGAUCCGGUCUGUGUGCUGAUAAAGCGCCCUGCGGCUCUGCAGCACCUCACCUGGGGCCCCUGGCCUAGAGAGGCACCCUGAAUGGUGAGCACAUGGAAAAGAGCCAAACCGCUUCCUUCCAUCCCCCUGCCUGUCCUCCAAACCGCUUCCUUCCAUCCCCGUCUGUCCUCCAAACCACUUCCUUCCAUCCCCCUGCCUGUCCUCAAACCGCUUCCUUCCAUUCCCCUGCCUGUCCUUCAAACCUCUUCCUUCCAUCCCCCUGCCUGUCCUCAAAACACUUCCUUCCAUCCCCCUGUCUGUCCUCCAAACCGCUUCCUUCCAUCCCCCUGCCUGUCCUCCAAACGCUUCCUUCCAUCCCCCUGCCUGUCCUCCAAACCGCUUCCUUCCAUCCCCCUGCCUGUCCUCAAACCGCUUCCUUCCAUCCCCCUGCCUGUCCUCAAACCGCUUCCUUCCAUCCCCCUGCCUGUCCUCAAAACACUUCCUUCCAUCCCCCUGCCUGUCCUCCAAACGCUUCCUUCCAUCCUCCGGCCUGUCCUUCAAACCUCUUCCUUCCAUCCCCCUGCCUGUGCUCCAAACCUCUUCCUUCCAUCCCCCUGCCUGUCCUCCAAACCGCUUCCUUCCAUCCCCCUGCCUGUCCUCCAUUACGUUCCCUCCUGUGGAGUUGCUUCAUCCGCCGUAGUUUUAACUCGAGCCGUGAAAUCGCGAAACUGUGUUCACCCCGUUGGUUUUGUUCUGUCUUUUUUUAUUAUCCUUAAGAUGAGUAGCAUUAUUUUCUCAUUUGUUUUUAAAAUGGCAUCCAGUGGACCGUAUCGCAGAGUUGGGUCUGCCUUUUUUUAGGCUUUUCUGUGGGCUGAAGAGGCCUGUCUGGAAAAGAGUGUAGCAAAUGUAAUUAACUUUUUUUUUUUUUUUACUUUGGUUUUUAAGAGGUUGUAGAACCUGAGGGGCUGUUCUACUGGAAAAUGUGAGAAAGCAAUCUACCCCUCCAGCUGCCUGCUCUUUGCACCAAACGUCCCCCCCAAAUGUCCCCCCCCCAAAUGCCCCCUCCCCAAAGGCCCCCCCUCCCAAACGCCCCCUCCCCAAACGCCUCCCCCCCGCCAAAGUCCCAUCGUCUUAUCUGCAUAACUCCCGUUUUUAAGGAAUUGCACUUUUAAUGCAGGAAACAUUUAAGUUAUUUACAAUGAAAUAAAAAGGACAUUGUUGAAAAAGAUAUGUUCAUAAAUGUACAGGUUGUGUAAAGGACACUGUAAAGCUUUUGAUGUUUAAUGAUGACGUUUGGCUUUUACUUGUAUUGUAAAUGAAGUGGGAUUAUUUUGGGUAUUUUUUCUUUUUCUUUUAUUUUUGGAGGAGCAACACGAUCGUAUAACUGAGCGGUCCUGUUUGGUAUUCUCUGCGCUUUCUGAAUAAACAUUUACUGUGGAAGGUGUGCCUCCUUCAAUCCAAUACCCACAUUUUUUAUUUGGUUUUUUUGAUGUUUUUUCCUUUGUCACCAUAAGAUGAAAUCUUUCAGAUGAUUAUGGUUAAACAUACUGGUAACACUACCACUGAAUAUUAAGCUAACUGCAGGAGCCAGAACUGUAAGACAGAAGUGGUCACAUGAUGAAGGCAUGAACUCUGGGUAAUGAAGUCAGCCUGAUGUGACAUCAUGAGCCUAGGAUGUAGGUUUGUGUGGCAUAGAUGCUAGAGCGUUACCAAUAGCAAAUUGGGCAGUUCUCAACUCUACUCUGUUUACAACUGGCUGGCUAUUCUCUUACCGGCCGCCAGUCGUGUACAAAACCCUCAGCUGUCCGACGAAAUCUGCCCUGUGCCUGAAAACCCUUGUUAUUUGGUUGUUGCUUGUCUUUUAAACUUUUUUUUUUCUUAACCAAGCCCUCCGCUGACGUGUUUAACACUUAUCAAGUAGUCGCAAGACCACUAAAACACUCAACACUGUAAAUCAGUUUUAAUAAAAUAAAAAUGGCGCGUCA